GCGCAACAAAUGGCAAGAGUAUCGGCAUUGUUGAAGAGGGACAACUUCGAGGUUCGGGCUGAUAGUCCGCAGCCCAACUCGGGGUGGUGAUAGUGCUAGUGCAGCGCAGCCAUGUGCAUCCAGCGUACAGUAAAGGUACAUACCUAACCUACCAGGUAGAUAGAAGCCUGCCGUCUACCGUACAACUUGAACGCUGCACAGUGCAUCGGAAAGUCUCGCCGCUUUUGCUCCCCGACUGCGGCUGGGCCAUUGAGCUGCACCAGACAUCAUCCCGCCGCUCUGGGCGCUUCUUUCUCGCAAACUGCGCCCGAUGAAAUCCACUCUGCUAACUGCGCCGUGACCCCCAGUCACCUGAAUCCUAUCCUAUCACUCCUCCUACAUCAACAAACUCCAUCCACUGCACCCAUAGUCGCCGACAAACGCUCCUUACACCUUCAGCGCCCUCCUGCGACUACUGUAUUCCUGUAACACCGCGCUUCGUCUGACCAGCAAACCGCAAAGUCGGCAUUCCAGCCCUAUAACAGCCCGAUCACAGGCCUACUGGUCAAACCCUGCUUUCUGCCGACGUCCGCGCGUGUCAUUAUCCGCCUCGACUGCAAUCAUCCAUCCCUUCGCGAUCCCGGCUUUGGCACCACUACUUCACCAUCCCUCCAUUUCCACCCUGCUCGCCUCAUUAACCCGUCACCACUCAGUGUCGCUUCUUGUACAGUCUCAGCGCAUCGCUUUCGCAUGCCGCAAGCGCCACCUUUACGAUCAGUCUCUCCGACAAGCGGCCGCAAACGGCUCGACAAACGCUCGCAUUUCUCGGCCUCUCCGUGCGAAAUCACCUUGUCAUAAUACCACACCCUCGUUUGGAUACCCGACUCAGAGUUUCUCAAGACGUACACGACGAUUUGAACGGCGAUCGACUUGCGCCCUCACCAGUCUCCGACUGCUAGCUUACCCCCGGAUUUUUUGUCUAGGGACGUUUCCACCCUCGGCCAAACGACAUUGCGUGAGUCGGAGCUGCCAGAUAUUGGUUGGUGGUAGGUGUGCGCUGUCGGUGUGCCGGCCAUGCAGCACUUGAUGGUACAACUCGUGACAAUAUGAACGGGGAAAGGCCCACGGCCAACGGAGAACAUUUUUCAAAUGGCAUUCAACAAGACACCCUGAAGGCGGAGCAAAGUGGCGGAGAAAUAAAGAAAGAGCAUUACAGUUCGGGCUUUUCUGCUCCUGGAGGCGAGCAAACGCCGCAAUCUCAUGCCGCCAAUGGAGACACUCACGCAAAUGAUCCUUCCAAGGACGAUAGUAAAACCGGAGUCGAUGAGGCGCCCACGGACAUUUUGAACCUCAUUCCAAAAGACCAUUAUCUACCAAUAGCCGCUUUAAUAGGCCGAGCCGCUCAAUCGUGCUGGAAUGGGUUGACAGAACUUGUGGAAGAACUUGCAUCGAUCCAAGUUCCAGAGCAGCCAGCUGAACAAACCAAAGUUCUCCCCAACAAUCUGCCCAACAACCAGACCAGGGAAAACCUGGACAAAAAGGAAAGAUUACUCCGAUUUGCCAAUGAUCAAAAAGCCGAUUUCAUCAAGCUCUUGGUACUUUUACAAUGGAGCAAAAAUGUGGAAGAUGUCAGCAAAACCAUUUCGAUCAAUUUCUGGCUGAUGAAACGGCGUCAAGCCUACUGGGAUGUCAUAGCUUCGCUGGCCGCCCUCAAACAAGAAUCUGCCGGCUUUCAAAUACCCAAUCCUGACCUCAAAGGAGCCGCCGAGGUACUUUCAACAGGUCGCAUGCGGAACUUCCCUACCUUGGGCUACAUCCCACAGAAAGAUCUGUCUGACAAGCAGAUUCUCCGAAUCUUGAGAACUCUAGACCGAUCUCUCAGCGUGAGGUUGACGCUUUCGGACGAUUUGCCUCCCCAACUUCGAAGGUACCGGGUACAUGAUGGCCGCGUUACAUUCACCGUGGCCAACGAAUUUGAGGUGGACCUGUCGGUUCUAGAUGACAAACCGGACGCGCCGUUCCGCAUGGUAGAUUUCCGCUUCGGCUUCUCACCAUCACCUCACAUUCCAGACCAUUUGCGGGCCGAGAUCGAGUUAUAUGCCAACACCAACAUUGACCGCGACGGAUUGCGAGGGUGUUACCUUUUCUUGCAUGAAUUGACACUGUCCUACAAACUGGCCGAAUUCCACAAGCAAGCUGUCGAGCUGGCACGAGGCCAAUGGACCGGGAACCUUCGUGUGGAAAUGAUUCGUCGAAACCUGGUCAUCCAGUAUUGGCCCGAACGACCAAUCGGUAAAAGCUGGAUUGAGAUUGGCAUCGCCAGUGGGAGGACGAAGAAAAGUGGGCAAACACAAGAUGCCAUUCCCUUCCUUGAGAUCAAAUCCAUACGACAGGGCAAGCGGGCGGAGGCAUUACACUUACAUCUGGACGACUCGGUCGUAAGUUUCGAGGAUGUGCUCCGUCAAAUUAUUGCACAACAUUCUGUACAGAUUUUGAACUCUAUUUACGACAAGUUGGUUCCUACGCCACUUUUCGCAAAUGCCGAGCUGUUACUGGAACAGACUAGCUCGGAGAAGGAUCCAGAGGAGUGCCAGUUGACCAUGCAAGUAUCUCAAUCUUCGCGUGUGCAGAUCAAGGUUGAGCCAGUUACGGGUGUGCUUCUGAUAAGCCCAGUGAGCGAAAGAAGCGAGCGUUUGCAAUAUGAACUCAAUCGGAUACAAGGCGUGCCUGAGGAGAUUGUGUCGAAACUGCUCAACUUCAGAUGCAGUGUGAGGGAAGCUUCAGUUCUUGCAGGCAUUACAGCUACUAGCUGGGAAGCCUUGAAAGCGUUCAAAUUCAACCAGGCCGAACUCAAAGCCUUGUUCGGGAGCCCUGUUGUACGGAUCAACAUGUUUCGGCAACUUCCAUGGGGCUUGGAUUAUACUCUGGCUGUUACCCAUGGUCAAGCUGGUGAUCAUUGGUGGUUGUUGCAACAAUUAUCUUCCUCAGGAGUCAACCUCCAGCCACGAUUCCGUGUUAUCCGGUCGCAACGGAUUGAGAUUGCGGAAGAGCUAUCAGCAGAACAUUUCGAGCAGCUCGCAGAAUAUGCAACCGGGUUGAUCUGUCUCCAACGUAACGUCGACUAUCUGAAGCAGAAGGGAGAGAAAGUUGAAUUGCCGCCACUUCCCACAUUUGGACGGACAUACACAUUGCCCGAGAUCUCAUACGACCUCGACCUAUCCAGGCCGGCAUUCGCUGGUAAGGAUACAUCUGCGCCCAAGGCUGCCCAUCCGGAGGCUUCAGAGCCGGCGAUGGCUGCCAAUUCCUCCAGGAGCAUGAAAUUGCGGUUUGGUGGGCUAGAUCGGGCCAUGAGCAAGGUGACCAUGAUCGGGCAGUUCCAGACUCACGCAAGCUCAGCCGUACUGAAACACAUUGACAGCUCUAUUCUGGACCCUGAUGUGACGCUGAACUAUGAAGACCGAGCGGUCAGCAUUCGAAUCGACACUGCGGUGGCGGAGCCUGGUGUUCCCGAGAUAGUGGCCAAGGCUGUGGACGUUGAAAAGACGGUGUCCACAGUCGAACAGAUCCAUCGUCUACCGGGAUUGCAGUUGAAGAAUCUCUCGAAAUCUGCCUUCACAAUCACCUAUCACGCGGAUCCGCCGAAGGAAUAUGGCUUGACCAUGACUUUCACACGAGGCAGUGAUGUUCCUCGCCUUGAAUUCCUGCCUCCUGAAGAUAACCCACAUACUUUACUCAACGAAUUCUAUUCGAAGCAUUUCGCAGCGGGCCGCUCUUCGUUCUCGAGUCAAGUUCGAGAUUUCUUCACUUCUCUCACGGUGACACUUCCGCUGUUGACGUUUCUCUGCAGACUUCAGGAUCGACAUGGACUGGAUUCGAAAGAUACACAGGUACCAUCUACUGCAGACGGCCAGAAGAGUGCGCUCCGGGUGCACGUUCUUCCCAGGACUACAACGGCUUUUGCAUUACAAUAUUUUACCGCGGCAGGUCAAGCCCCAUCCGACGUUGCCGGGCCUGGUUCUAAUCCGCACAUGCUGGCUCGACUGGAAAUCUUGCCACAUCUCAACGUUCCCGAGAAGCCCAUGUGGCUAGUGCGGGCGGCAUUGGAGGACUUCCAGUCGUAUUCUAGGCCGUCGUAUUCCAGUCCGGCGUUGCGGAAUAAACUGCGUCAAGAGAUCUUUUCUCGAACAGACAAUGGAGGGAAGUGGUUGGCCCUUGACACGGCUGCGGUUUGCAAAGCUGACGCACCGGAGACGUUACUUCAAGCCAUCCACGACCUGUUCUGUACUUGGGUCAAGGAGAGAAUGGCAGGAGAAGGCGAGGUCGACAAUAUUUCCAACAAGCAGCAGCAGCAGCAGCAGCAAACAGGUCGGCCAAACAACAUGGCCCCCAACAACUUGAACCUGAAUGCUGCCACUACAGGUGGAACUAUGCCCAACCUGAGUCUCCCGGCCAAGUUUAGUCAGUCGGUCAAGGCUCCUUUAUCGGCUGCAAAUAAAAUGCAGCAGGCGCAGCAGCAGCAGAAACAACAGCAACAGCCACAUUUUGGCAUGAACAUGAACAUGAAUGGUCCUCCGCCCAAUGGAGCCAUCAAGGCCACUCCUCAUCAGUGGCCGCCUCCCAGUGCCAACUUGAUGAAUAUGGGAAGGAACACUUCUGGAUCCAAUAAUGCUGCUGCAAAGGGCAAUUCCAGUAGUGGUGGUGGCAAUAAUCCACAGGGCAACAAGGACGUGAUUACGAUUGACUAGCUUAGCUUAGCUUAGCUGGACUUAUGUUGAAGCGGAACUUGAAUCCCUGCGAGCUUAGAUACCAAUGUUUUGAUUAUGGAGAAUAUGGAGAUUAGUUGUGACUCGAUUAAUGAAUUGUGUGACUUAUCUGCCACUGCUACUUCCACUACUGCUGAGACCCGGGGAAGGGAGGACUCGGAUUGCAGUGCUUGACAUGACAAUUUUAGGAUGAGAGUGGAAUGGGAUCACUUUUUGAUGAUCCAUAAUACUGCCUCAGUAGUACCUAGGUACUGUACAGUACUACAUUAGUAGGUAAGGCAGGCAUGCUCUUGUUCAAUUGGAGUUCCAAUCGAGAAUUGAAUCCAGAAAUCAAUCAACCGUAUCUUAUCAUUUCAACAUUGCAGUUCAGUGAGCGGCCUUUUAGCUUUGAGGCGAGUCUUUUAUAUUGGACCAAGUUUUUGACCCUGGUUUGCAGCGUUUCAUUGGAAUUGUUUGUGCAGUGCAGUGCAUAGAUAAUAUAUACAGCGCAAACCAACAGAGCAUAGGUAGGCAUAGUAUUGACAUUGCUAUUGAGCAGCAAAUCGAUCAACAAUUCUCAUCGUCAUCAUGACCAUGACCAAGCAUGCAUUGCAUGACCCCAUGUCAGCGGUUGCGGUUGCAGUUGCCAUUUGAUACAGCUUGUGCUGUCAGUCCGGACCGUGCCAAUGGUUUAAUGACCAACGGCAAUCGUCCUCUCCUUAUUCUUCAACCUCUCCUUGAUUUCCGCCUUCCGCUCCUUCCUCAACUUGGACGCAUACCUGACCCCAAAGCCAUGCUGGAACACCUCACCGAUCUCCUCGAGCGUCAGACCCGAAACCUCGGGAUAAAACAGAAUGAUCAGCACCCAUCCAAUACCGCAGAUGGCCGCAUAAAAGGCAAAAGCACCCGAAGGGCUCAUUCCCUUCAUCAUUGACAGGAAAGUCGAGCUGACAAUGAUAUUCGAUCCCCAACAAGAACAAGUCAACCACAUUGUUCCCAUGGCCCGGACUUCCAUGGGGAAGAAAUCGGUGCUCAUCCACGCGGUGUUUCCGACCGAGACACCGUAGAAGAAGACGAACCAGAUAAUAAACACCAACACGACAAUGGCGGGAGCGGAGACUUUUGCGUUUUCAAGCGCCAAUGUCUUGCGGUCGAUCGGGAUGAAACUGAAUGCCACAGCCACGGCGAUCAGGCCCGCCGACAUGCCCCAGACGGUCGCGAUAAGCACCCUACGUCGGCCCACGGGGUCAACGAGCAUCAUGUUCACCCAGGUCAUGAGGAAGUUCGUGCCUGCGACCACGAGCCCCACGGCCACGGGGUCCGAGAAGCCGACAAGGGCGAAAAGCGUGGAGGAGUAGUACAUCAGCGUGUUGAAGCCGGACAUUUGCGAGAUCACCAUCAGUCCACAGGCGCAGACUAGCGCGCGGAAGUUGGCUGGGUUGGUGUGUAGUUGUUUGAUCUUGCUCCAGCGCGAUUGGUCUUCGUUGAGUUCUUUGGCUUCCUCGCAGGCGGCGGCGAUCAGGGCCGUUUUGGCACGCACUUGUUCGGCUGAUGCGCCUUUGUAGAUCUUUGCGAGGACAGAUUCGGCCUCGGCGAUGCGGCCGUGGUAGACCAGUUGACGAGGUGAUUCCUGGAAAGCGAUGUUAGUACAUGUGCACAUGCGACUCAAAAGGUUGGUGGUUGGUGGGCCUUGCCCGUCGGGGCAAGAGAGGAGUGAAUCUUACCGGGCAGAAAGGCAAUAGACAAGCCAGAAGAAUAGCGGGCACUGCUCCGAGGCCGACCAUGUCUGUUUUUGGGAAUUCUGUUAGUUACCGCGCGGACAACAAAUGGUGUAACCCUCGUCAAAGGGUAGGCGGUCGAACUUACAUCUCCAGCCGUGGUCAACAUGUGCAAAGGCUGCACCAAUACCGUAGGAAAUCACCUGGCCACCAGUAAUCGACAUGUUGUUCAGGCCGAUGAGACGCCCACGGACUUUGGUCGGGGCAAUCUCUGCAAUGUACAGAGGCACCACCAUGGCAGCCGAGCCGACACCGAAUCCGACGACCAGUCUGCCCACGGACAUCUGGGCGAUCGAGUACGCGGCAGCUUGGAGGAUGGCUCCGAUGGUGAAGAGCGCACAGCCGACGUAGAUGGCGAUUUUGCGACCGAACUAGACCACCGAAAAUGUCAGCAUCUAUCUGUUCAGCAAAUACUAUUCGUAUCUCUCUUACCUGGUCAGCAGUCAAACCAGCAAUGAUGGCACCGAUAAAAGCACCACCGGAGCAAAGAGAGGUGAUAAGUUCCUUUUCGUUCGACGAGGUUGGCCGGUUGUUCAGGUCGUUGUGGAGAUAGACCAGCACGGCGGAAAUAAUGCCCGUGUCGUAGCCGAACAAGCUACCAGCAAUAGAUGCCGUGGCCGC
This is a messenger RNA of Exophiala dermatitidis NIH/UT8656, 7120 nucleotides long. RefSeq lists its product as uncharacterized. Gene Ontology annotation, biological process: regulation of transcription by RNA polymerase II. NCBI's taxonomy places the organism in Eukaryota, Fungi, Ascomycota, Eurotiomycetes, Chaetothyriales, Herpotrichiellaceae. Gene Ontology annotation, cellular component: core mediator complex; mediator complex. The record is from RefSeq and is a predicted model, not a curated record. The coding region runs from base 1086 to 4724 and encodes 1212 amino acids. Gene Ontology annotation, molecular function: transcription coregulator activity. The transcript has a single exon.